Hevea brasiliensis (rubber tree) is the source of this 1414-nucleotide messenger RNA. RefSeq names its product FAD synthetase 1, chloroplastic. Bases 131 to 1264 code for a protein of 377 amino acids. The transcript is spliced from 5 exons. Gene Ontology annotation, biological process: riboflavin biosynthetic process; C-terminal protein methylation. Gene Ontology annotation, cellular component: endoplasmic reticulum. The record is from RefSeq and is a predicted model, not a curated record. Gene Ontology annotation, molecular function: protein C-terminal S-isoprenylcysteine carboxyl O-methyltransferase activity; FMN adenylyltransferase activity. NCBI's taxonomy places the organism in Eukaryota, Viridiplantae, Streptophyta, Magnoliopsida, Malpighiales, Euphorbiaceae.
CUUUUCUGUUGUCUAACCUAGCAAAGCAGAGAAGCAUGUGGUCGCAGAAGUCGACGAGGAUUUUGGUUGCCGUCUUCUCUCUAUUCUCUUCCCUCCUAUUUUCCUAAUUUGCUCAAAUCCAGAGCUCAUAAUGUUCGGUGGCGGCGGCUCUCGUAUUUCCAACCACUUGCGAGAGUUUAACUGCCUCCACCACCACCCCAAGUUAGGGUUUUGCAGUACCAGAAUCGUCCAGCUCUCUUCUUUCAUCUUCACACCUUCCUCCGUUACUAUUAUCGCCGACAAUUGUAAUAAUCGUCAUUUUCGUCAUCGAUUGCAGCAGGGAAUGGUGUCUUCUUCCAGCCUCCAAUCCAAAUCCUCUGGUGAAAUCCCCAUUAUUCCUGAUCGUUUCAGCCUAGAAGAAGAUGAUCAUCAACUCCCAUCUGAAGGGUUGUCUCCUAUGGCAGGAGGAAUAGUAGCACUUGGAAAGUUUGAUGCUCUUCACAUUGGUCAUCGAGAACUUGCUAUUCAAGCAUCAAAAGUUGGAACUCCAUAUCUUUUAUCUUUUGUAGGAAUAGCAGAAGUACUUGGAUGGGAGCCUAGGGCUCCAGUGGUCGCUAAAUGUGAUCGGAGUAGGGUUCUUACCUCUUGGGCCCCAUACUGUGAUAAUGUUGCCCCAUCAGAGUUCGAUAUUGAUUUUUCAAGUGUUCGACAUCUCAACCCACGACAGUUUGUUGAGAAGUUAUCUAAGGAGCUCAGAGUAUGUGGAGUGGUGGCGGGGGAAAACUACCGGUUUGGAUAUAAAGCUGCUGGUGAUGCAUCCGAGCUUUUGAGGCUGUGUGAAGAGUAUGGUAUGCGGGCUUACAUUAUAAAUUCUGUUAUGGACAAGAAUAAAGAUCCUGGAAACACUGACUCGAAUGAUCUAAAGGAUAGAGGACAAGUCUCAUCCACCCGUGUUCGCCAUGCUUUAGCUCUAGGUGAUAUGAAAUAUGUGUCGGAACUUCUAGGUCGUAGACAUCGUCUCAUGUUAAUGCUAAAAGAACAGAGAGGAUUUAUGAACACUAGUGGUAGAUGGAAGGCCUCAAUUCCAAAGUCUUGUUUAUUGAAUCUUCCACCAAAGGAUGGUUUCUACAAGAACUGUUUUCUUUUAUUUGGUGAUGAGAACCCGGUGAAAUGUAGUGUAUUCAUUGAUUCCACAUAUAUCCAUUUAGAAACAGAUGAGGUAGGUCUUAGUAAUUACAAUGGUUCUCAAGACUUCCAGCUCUUGGGUGUUGAAUUUGGUCUUUGAGGAACUCAUUGUGCUUAAUUUAUUUGUUCUCAAUUUUGCUUUCAUUAAAUCGAAGCAGUUCAUGGAGAAGCUUCAUCAAUGCCUCAAAGAAUGAUGUACACGAGUUGAAUCUCAUAGUAAAUUGUACCUCAAUACAUAUUGAACUUUGUU